Ilex paraguariensis (yerba mate) is the source of this 2384-nucleotide messenger RNA. Lineage: Eukaryota; Viridiplantae; Streptophyta; Magnoliopsida; Aquifoliales; Aquifoliaceae. The record is from the annotation of a GenBank genome assembly.
UCUCUCUCUCUCUCUCUCUCUCUCUCUCUCUCUCUCUGCAUAUAACCUGGAUUAAGGUGUUUUGUGGAAAACAUUUGAUAUAUACAGAGAUAGAAUGGUGCAGUUGUUUUUAUCUGAACCAGCCUGGAGCGACGAUGGAGAUGACGAAUCGAUUGGGCAGAGAAUAUCACUCUUGCAUGAUAUGGAGUCUGCUAUCUGGUCGUUGAUGUCCUCUGGUGGAGGUCGAUCUGAGGCGCGUUUAUGGCUUUGUAAAACUCUUUCAGGCAUAAGUUCUGUCUCUCCUCGCCAUCAACGUGAGCUUUUUGUGAAACUGUUGAGAUCUAAACCACUUAAGCGGGGCCUAGCAGCUCAAGUUUUGCAGAUGAUCUUUGAGAGGCUGCCACACAAAGCAGGGCCUUUAUUAGCGAAGAGAAGCCACGUGUUGGAGAAUUUCUUUAGAGGAAAUCCAAGACGCAUCUUGCAGUGGUUCUCCAAUUUCUCCGGUAGUGGUGAUAUGGGGCACAGAAAGGGGGCUAAAGCAUUAUCCCAGUUUGCUUUUGUUAAUCGAGACAUUUGUUGGGAUGAGCUUGUGUGGAAAGGAAAACAUGGGCAAUCACCUGCCAUGGUUGCUACAAAACCUCAUUACUUUCUUGAUUUGGAUGUCCAACGAACAGUUGAGAAUUUUCUUGAAUAUGUGCCUGAAUUUUGGACAUCGAAUGAGUUUGCUGAUUCAUUGAAAAAUGGUGAGAUUUUGUCCAUUGAUACAAAAUUCUUUGUAGAUUUGUUUUUUGACUUGAUCUAUAAAGAAGAACUGAAAGAAGCAUGGGAAGUCAUAAAUGAGUUUUUGAUGGAGGAAUCUUUCUCAUCUUUAUGUCACCACCUUCUUAUCAUUCUUGAAGAGCAGGACUUGGAUGUCUUUCUGGAAUGGAUUCCUAACUAUCUCCACUCAGGGUUUGAAUCUAUGAAUUUUUGUAAUUCAUCUCGGUGGCUUGAAACUGUACUUUCAAUGUCCAGUGGAUAUGGUUCUAUGGAUCAUCUACUUUUGUUGAAUGCUGUUGUUAGUCAAGGUCGCCAGCUUCUGCGGCUUGUACGUGAAGAAGAGAAUCAGGAGGAAAAAGUAAAAAUCAAGGCUAUAGUGUCACAGAUUCACACACUCUCUAGCCAUGCCAAUAUUUUGGCCCCAAUAUUGAAGGAAUGCUUCAAGAAAAAAAACAUAGAAUCGAUAAAGUGGUUGGGGCUGCAGACUUGGGCUCUUCACUACAGAUUAUCAGAGGAAUGCCAGACUCCUGAAUCCUGGGAAGCGUUGUUUGUUAGCAAUGGAAUAAGUUUUCGCAAGUCAGACAAGUAUGCAGUUUUACAUCGUGAUGCAUUUUUAGAAGAGAGUGGGACUGACUUGAACGAAAGGGCUUCAGUUAGAGUCAAGCACAAGAAGAAAGAAAAACAUAGAAAGAGAAGGAGAAGGAACCUUGAUUAUGAUGACAAUGAGAUGGUGGAUUUUGAUUUACCCAAUAACAGGUUGGUUCUGCAAUCUCAGCCCGGUAUUUGGUUGCUCUCUACUGAUGAUUAUUCUACUUCAUGGAACAGCGUAGAUUUGCCGGAACACCUAUCAAACCAUUGCUUUUCUACGUGGAUGAGGUGGGUUUUCUCCAACUGGCAAGACAUGGAUUGAGAUAAACUUCUUGUCCAAAUUCAUUUGCGGUAGACAAGAUGAUCUGGAUGAACUUUGGAGAAAUGGAGAGUUCUAGCUGUGCAGUGCUGAUGGUGAUACUUUGGCAUUUGAUAUCAUUUCAGAGGCUCAAGAUAUGAUAUUGGAUCGAAGCCAUUGUACAGAUGUCCAUACCUAUUCUCUGUUCCUGCAAACCUUGGAUAUCUCAUCGAAGGAUGAUGCUUUAAGCUUCAUGCUUCACAGACUUGCAUGAGCAUGUUUGUUUUGUGGGUGCCAUACGGAGCUUUGCUUCUUCUGUUUAAUAGAUGAUGCCUUUUGGCUUCUGACAGCUCGUUACCCGACCAUGUUAUGAACGAGUUUCUUAAGUUCUGGAUUUCGUUGGCAGUUACUGAUGAGAAGAGUUUACUUUGCACUUUCUGGUGGACAUGAACUUGCGAGACCUCUUAUUUCUAUUUUGCCUCUGCCAUGCUUAUUAUGUUAUUCUGUACCCAACCAAUUCUCGAAUGUGAUGAGGAGGGUUCAAGUGUUUGACGUCUUCAUUACUUGCAAAAAUCCGUUUUCAUGAUUUGAAUCCGGGAUGUAUAUGUUAUAGGGGAACAACUUCACCAGUACAUCUAAACUUGCCUCUGGUUUGGGUUAGUGUAAACACGUAGAAACGGAAAGAGAGCUUCCAGUGUAUCUCCUACUUUACGUUUCACCUGCAUAAGUGGAACAUGUAACCCGAAGGUAUGCAGUUACC